AUAAUAAAUUAAUUCAGGGAGGUAAAAAGAGAACAUGAUGGCGGCCACAGUUGUACAUAAUAUUAGUUGAAUUCAUUUUUUUUAAACGGGUGCCCGUCAUUAAAUGUUCGUCGAAAAUUUAAAUCUAUUAAUAGUGGGAAGUACGUGGUUACGUAGAGGACCAUUUGUCCGUGAACAAUGGCCACAAAAGAGUCUGGUGUUACCAUCGACGAUGGUAUAGCAGAACCUGGUAUAGAACCGGGUGCGUCUGCUGAAACAAUGCUCGUUACAACAGAUAGUUUUGAGGAAUACGAGCAAGAAAUGAGUAGCAGUAUUGACGACAGACAAAUGAAAGAAAGUACGAUGAGUACUAUAUCCGAAAUUCAGGACGACGUACAAGACAUUCCAAUAACACCUACAGAUAAGAGUCCUCAUGAAUUAAAAAAAGAUGAAUCUUUAGAUGAAUCUGAUGUGGACGACAUUACUCAUCGUUUAGGUCAAAGUAGUUUAGAAGCGGAUCCAUUACGUUGUAAAAUUUGGUUAUCGCAAAGGAAGCACGUAUUUAUAUUGAGUCAAGCAGGAAAGCCGAUAUAUUCUCGAUACAGUUCAGAGGAUAAAUUAGUUACUUUAAUGGGAGUUAUGCAAGCUUUAGUAUCCUUCGUUCAAGCUGGCAGUGAUAUGAUUAGAUCUGUACACGCCGGAGACACUAAUUUUGUCUUCUUUGUUAAAGGACCAUUAAUAUUAGUCGCUGUUUCUAAAACUUUGGAGAGUGUACCACAACUUACUUUGCAACUGACAUAUGUAUAUAAUCAGAUAGUUUCUGUUUUAACUCAAUCUCAAUUAACACGAGUAUACGAUUUACGAAGGAACUUUGAUUUGCGAAGAUUGUUAAGUGGCAGUGAAAGACUGAUAGAUCAUUUAUUAAAUUUUAUGGAUAGAGAACCUGCUUUUUUUCUAGGAGCUAUUAAAUGUUUGCCUUUACUUCCCUCAAUGAGGGCUUCUAUAACACAAACUAUUAUACAAACUUGUGGAAAAAUAAAGAAUUUGGUCUUUGCGAUACUUUUGGCAAACAAUCAAUUGGUCACAUUAGUUAGAAUGAAUAAAUUCUUUUUACAUCCUGUUGAUUUGCAUUUAAUACAAAACUUGGUUGAUAGUUCGGAAUCUCUUAAAACUUUUGAAAUAUGGACACCUAUAUGUUUGCCAAAAUUUGAUGCCAAUGGUUAUAUGCAUGGUCAUGUUUCGUAUCUGGCUGAAGAUUGUCAAGCAUGUUUGUUAUUACUUACUGUCGAUAGACAUGUAUUCUUUGUACUUUCGGAAGCUAAACAAAAAAUAGUGGAGAAGCUGAGAAGAACAAAUUGUUUGGAAGCCAUAAAUGAAUCUAUGAAUAAAGCACCUAUUACGACUGCGGAUAUUGGCCUACCUGAAAUGCGACAUGUUUUAUACAAAUGUAAAAGUACAGCACAAUUUUGGAGUCCUGGUCUUCAACCACCUUAUACUACUGAUGAAGAAAUAGAACGAUUACUUGGGCAGUAUCAAUGUUUACAUCACAGAUUACACUCUCCUAGUCGACCACUUAAAUUAAUCUUUCAACAAUUAGAUAAAGAAACAAUGUUAGCUUGGGUAACAUCGGGUUUCGAAAUUUACGUAACGUUUGAGCCUUUGGUUACAAAACCCGAUGCAAUCGAUGCAGUGAGUAAAUUAUUAAAAUGGAUUAAAAAAGAAGAAGAAAGAUUAUUUAUAUUAAAUUCACCUACUUUCUAAUGAACUUAUAAACAUUAACAUGAAAUCUUAGUCUAAAUUUAAUCGAAAUUACGUAAUUUUCAUUCAGCGUAUAUCAUUUUUUUCGUUAAUUGAAAUUCUAAUUAAACUUUUAUCAGAAAAUUUA
Molecule: messenger RNA, 1864 nt
Organism: Polistes dominula (European paper wasp)
Lineage: Eukaryota; Metazoa; Arthropoda; Insecta; Hymenoptera; Vespidae
Gene: Mon1
Product: vacuolar fusion protein MON1 homolog
Biological process (GO): protein targeting to vacuole; endosome to lysosome transport via multivesicular body sorting pathway
Cellular component (GO): Mon1-Ccz1 complex
Source: RefSeq, a predicted model, not a curated record